Molecule: messenger RNA, 341 nt
Organism: Staurois parvus
Lineage: Eukaryota; Metazoa; Chordata; Amphibia; Anura; Ranidae
Source: the annotation of a GenBank genome assembly
CACCGACCACCCAUGUCCUGAGCUGUCCCCGCUGUGUGUACCGACCACCCGUGUUCUGAAAUGUCCCUGCUGUGUGCACUGACCACCCGUGUCCUGGGCUGGCCUUGUUGUGCGCGCAGACCACCUGGGUUGUGCACUGCCCUGCUGCACGCCUGGACUGCCCUUGCAUGAACCGCCCCGUGGCGUGCCCGGAGUGUGGCUGCCUGUGGUGCCCCUGGGUGCUUGGGCCAUCGCUGCCAGUUGUGUCCCCCUGUGCUGGGGCCGGGCUCCGCAGCUGGAGUCCCUUUGGGUCCCUGGGACCCCUGCCCAGGGGUAGGUUGUCUGCCUGUUGCCCAAGACUC